Pyricularia pennisetigena is the source of this 492-nucleotide messenger RNA. RefSeq lists its product as uncharacterized. The coding region runs from base 1 to 492 and encodes 163 amino acids. The record is from RefSeq and is a predicted model, not a curated record. Lineage: Eukaryota; Fungi; Ascomycota; Sordariomycetes; Magnaporthales; Pyriculariaceae. The transcript is spliced from 3 exons.
AUGCAAGAAAACAAACUUCCGGAUUUGUUCAACCAUACCCCGGCCAGGAAAGACUGCCGCGCAGCCAUUUACUUUGCAAAUCCUGCCUUUCCACCAAUCACAUACUUUUAUGGCUCAGGAUCCUGUCAUUUUGGAUCGGAAAACGCCAGCUUCCAGGUGCCCAUCAGUGUGCCAAAUGGUGAUGCAUAUGUGACCUGGUCAGACCCGCAGAAGCACAACUUCGAGUACAAGCACAACUUCGAGUACAAGCACAACGUCAAGCACAACGUCAAGCACAACGUCAAGCACAACGUCAAGCACAACGUCAAGCACAACGUCAAGCACAACGCCAAGCACAACGCCAAGCACAACGCCAAGCACAACGCCAAGCACAACGCCAAGCACAAGCAUAACCGUAACCACAGCCGCAAGCCCCGCGAGUUCUGUGGUUAUCAGCGAGGAUCAAUCCAUCCCACGCUCCAAUUUAUCCAAUACCGUGAGCCCCAGCGCUGA